Anisakis simplex (herring worm) is the source of this 606-nucleotide messenger RNA. NCBI's taxonomy places the organism in Eukaryota, Metazoa, Nematoda, Chromadorea, Rhabditida, Anisakidae. The record is from the annotation of a GenBank genome assembly.
AUGGCGUUUAUGCUCACCAGCUGUUGCCUGCGGCGAUGUGCUGGAUCGAGUUUUAGCGCGUUCGGUCUCUAUCGAAUAUCCUCCUCAUCAUCCAAUAAUCGCUUCAAUCAGUCGUCGAUCAUCGCCGAACAAACCCGUCGCAAAUUAUCUGCUGAAUAUGUCGUGCAGAUGGCACCGAAGUCGAUGCAGCCCUACUUGAGGCUCAUGCGAGCACAUAAACCAACCGGUACAUGGCUGCUGUAUUGGCCAUGCACGUGGUCCAUAGCGUUAGCAUCGCCACCAGGCAUGUUACCGAGUUUGAGUAUGUUGGCAUUGUUUGGUGCUGGAUCGUUUUUUAUGCGGGGUGCGGGGUGCGUGAUCAACGAUAUUUUCGAUAAGAAAUAUGAUAUGAAGGUUGCACGAACUAAAUUGAGGCCACUCUGUAGCGGUGAGUUGACGAAUGCAGACGCUGUCAAACUUUUAGCAGGUCUUUUGUCUGCGUCUUUGGUUAUUCUACUUCAGUUCAAUUGGCUAAGCAUCGCGGUUGGCGCUAGUUCACUGUUAUUAACGGUUGCUUAUCCAUUCGCCAAAAGGUACACUUAUUGGCCGCAAUUCGUACUUGGUUAG